Corapipo altera (White-ruffed manakin) is the source of this 1053-nucleotide messenger RNA. It is a transcript of the gene BMF, whose product is annotated as Bcl2 modifying factor. The record is from RefSeq and is a predicted model, not a curated record. The transcript is spliced from 6 exons. Gene Ontology annotation, biological process: negative regulation of autophagy; apoptotic process; positive regulation of apoptotic process. Lineage: Eukaryota; Metazoa; Chordata; Aves; Passeriformes; Pipridae. Bases 245 to 940 code for a protein of 231 amino acids. Gene Ontology annotation, cellular component: myosin complex.
CUUUGGCCGUGAGGAGGCGGCGGCCGCGGCUCCCGGGACGCCCCGUCCCCGCGGGACGCCCGUCCCGAUUCUCGGCCUGAAAUUCCUCUUGCUAGUCUUCCAUUCUGUUAAAUGCUUCGCAAACCAGAGCAAAGGAAGAGACAUGAAGAGUUGAAUUUCACUGCCUUGUUUGGAAUUGGGUGGAAAUCCUGGAGAUGGAUCUCUUAGGAGUCUGUCUUCCAAUUGGGUUAGAUGCACAGGAGCAAUGGAUCGCCCCAGCUACCUGGAAGAGGACUAUUCUAGCCUGGAUGGGCUGGACGAUGACGUGUUUCACUCUGAUGACUUUGGACUUGCAGGUCAGCCUGGUGAGAUGACUGCAACUGGCUUUUUCACACAGAACCAGUCCUACAGCUGCCUUCUGGGGAGGUUUCAACUAUUCCCCCUCACACACUGCUGUGGUCCCGGUAUCAGGCAUCCUGAGCAGCAGGACAAGGCAACUCAAACACUCAGCCCGUCCUCUUCCAGUCAGGAUGUUAUGUUGCCUUGUGGAGUCACUGAAGAGCCACGGAGACUCUUCUAUGGGAAUGCUGGUUACCGUUUACAUGUCCCUCCAGCUGGCUUUGGGUUGGAUCCACACCUCCAAGAGGAACCUCAGGAAGGUCAGCAGGAAGCACGUGCUGAGGUGCAGAUUGCACGGAAGUUGCAGUGCAUUGCCGACCAGUUCCACCGGCUCCACAUACAGAGGCAUCAGCAGAACAGAAAUCAAGUGUGGUGGCAGCUUUUUCUCUUCCUACACAACUUGGCCUUAAACGCGGAGGCGAACAGGAACCACGCUGGGCAGAGGAAUCUAACAAAGAGUGGACAACAGUUUCUGGUAGCGAGUUGUCUUCCACCUGACAUGAUGCAUGGUACCCUAACACGUAUGAAGUCUGACAACAAACCACCAGGCAUGACACAUUGACAUCAGUAUUCAUAUUCCUCUCUGUAAGUCCUUUAAAUCUUGAUUUCUCUUAAAUGAAUUAUGUUCUCUGUAACGUUCAUAAUGGACUCUUUUCUUUCUCCAUUAAAGUCUGU